AUUGUUCCACAUGACAAACAUGGCGACCUCCAUCAGCAUGGUGCUGAGAUUAGGAGCCACUGCACUGGUUGCAAGACACUGUUCAAGGCCGAGGGUGUACACCCAGCAGCGGCUGCUUUCUCACGGAGCCCGGAGCAGUCUGUACGAGCAUGUCUGUGAAGGUUACAGCGACAAGCCCGAGCUGGACAUGAGGCUGGUGUGUGAGGAGACAGACAGAGUCAUAGCAAAUGUGGAGAACAGGAAGGGAGACCUGCAAGGGGAUGACGUCAGGAAGAUUGUGUGUGUGUGGCAGGAGCUCCAGGCAGUGAGGACGGAGAUCUCAGGACUGGAGGUGCAGAAGAGCCACGUCAGUGACGCAGUCAAAGCAAUAGUGGUCAAGAACGACAAGAAAGCCCUUGGCAGUCUUCCAGAGUACACUCAGGCUCUGCAGAAGGGCCGCGAGAUCCGCAGCAGACUGAAUCAACUCUACCUGAAAGAGACGGAGCUGGAUGAGGAACACUACGGACGGGCGCUCAGACUGCCCAACACCUCACACCCUGAUGUGCCGGUCGGAGAUGAGAGCCAGGCGAGAGUGGUGGAGCUGGUUGGACAGAAACCAGAGUUCGACUUCAAGCCCAGAGGCCACGCAGAGCUGGGGGAGGAGUUGGGUCUCAUCCGGCAGAGACAUCUGGCUCAUGUCUCAGGCCACAGGUCCUACUAUCUGAGGGGAGCGGGGGCCAGACUUCAGACUGCUCUCCAAAACUUAGCCCUGGACACACUGCAGCGACGGGGCUUCAUUCCCAUGGUUGUACCGGACAUGAUGAAGGGGGCCGUGUUUGAGGGAUGUGGGAUGCAGCCCAACGCCCAUCGGUCUCAGGUCUACUCUCUGGACCAGUCCCGCUUCCCAGACCUCAACCUGGCCGGGACUGGAGAGGUCGGCGUGGCAGGCUAUUUCAUGGAUCAUGCAGUAAACUGGAAGGACAUGCCUGUCAGGACGGUGUGCAGCAGCACCUGCUACAGAGCAGAGACGGACACGGGCAGAGAGACAUGGGGGCUCUACAGAGUGCAUCACUUCAACAAGGUGGAGAUGUUUGGAGUGACAGCAGAUGAGACGGGAGAAGAAAGCUCUAAGCUGCUGGACGAGUUUAUCUCUCUGCAGAAAGAGAUGUUCUCUGCACUGGAACUACACUACAGAGUUCUGGACAUGCCGACACAGGAACUGGGUCCUCCAGCACACAGGAAGUAUGACAUCGAAGCAUGGAUGCCUGGGAGGGACAGCUAUGGAGAGAUUUCCAGUGGAUCCAACUGCACCGACUACCAAAGCAGACGCCUUAACAUCCUGUAUGAGCGAGAGGACGGCAGCCUGCAGUACGCCCACACAGUGAAUGCCACAGCAUGUGCCAUCCCCAGAACCAUCAUCGCCAUCCUGGAGACCCACCAGACCAAAGAGGGAACAGUGCGUGUCCCCCGAGCCCUGCAGCCUUAUUUGGGCCUGGAAGUCAUCGAGAGCCCAAAGUACACUCCCCUGAAAUACAUCGGACCCAACCAGCACAUUCGACCAGCCCGACCCGCUCCCAAGACCAGAUGACAAAAACAAUAGUCAAGACAGAAAGUAGAUCUUUAAAGGGACUAUGGUUGAAAGAAAAUAGUCCCUACAUGAACCUUCUCACAACGAGGUCUGUGGAUAAUCGUUGACUCAUGAUUUCUGGAAAGAGACGUUGCUUUUGAGUUUGUCAAAUGUAUAUUUAUGUUACUUUGGCACAUCUAGUCCCAUAAAUUGGAGAGAAACAAACAUCUAUAAAUAAUCUAAAUUUAUAAAAAGCAAUGAACUGUUCCUUAAAGACGCAUGAGGUUAUUGGUUGGUCUAAAUGAAUUGAAUUGGGUUAAGAAAUGUUUUGAGGUGAUGGAUCAAACCGUAAUAAAGCAGUUUACUGUCACUGUAAAUAUAUUUAUGUCUUAUUUUGUCUAAUGCCAUGAAAUUGCAAAUGUACGCCAGAAGGUAAUGCCCAUGAUAAUGAAUAACCAAUAAAGGA
Anoplopoma fimbria (sablefish) is the source of this 2012-nucleotide messenger RNA. RefSeq names its product seryl-tRNA synthetase 2, mitochondrial (gene sars2). The coding region runs from base 11 to 1567 and encodes 518 amino acids. The record is from RefSeq and is a predicted model, not a curated record. The transcript has 16 exons. Gene Ontology annotation, molecular function: serine-tRNA ligase activity; ATP binding; tRNA binding. Gene Ontology annotation, cellular component: mitochondrion. Gene Ontology annotation, biological process: mitochondrial seryl-tRNA aminoacylation. Lineage: Eukaryota; Metazoa; Chordata; Actinopteri; Perciformes; Anoplopomatidae.